Messenger RNA from Coccidioides posadasii C735 delta SOWgp, 3321 nucleotides. RefSeq lists its product as uncharacterized. Gene Ontology annotation, molecular function: RNA polymerase II cis-regulatory region sequence-specific DNA binding. The record is from RefSeq and is a predicted model, not a curated record. NCBI's taxonomy places the organism in Eukaryota, Fungi, Ascomycota, Eurotiomycetes, Onygenales, Onygenaceae. Gene Ontology annotation, biological process: regulation of transcription by RNA polymerase II.
UGGCUUCCCAGAUACCGGGGGGGUCGUCAGCUGCAUCAGGCUGGGCUGCUUGGGAUCUGGCGUCGGGGAGGCAUAGCCCUGAUAGGAGGCCUCGAAUCUCUCUGCCUGAAUUUUCCUGCGCUUUGGGGUUAGUCCCUUAAAGCCGACUUGGCCGGGAUACAUGGGCGGGUGGUUCCGUGGGCUCUAGAAAGUCAACCGGCUCCGCCAUCGACAAGGUUUGUUGGCUGCGACCAGCAACCACCUGCGCACAUGACAGACAAUAUCAGCUUGCCCGAUACUUGGUGCUUUGUUGAUGCAGUUUGUUCUUAGCGGCGCCGCUCUUGCAGAAGCAAUCGCCAGGGAACUCUGGCAUCCCAUCACUCUCUGGUUGGAACGAGCCCCAAUUCCCCAAUAUUUAGGCUAUGGGGAAAGCGGAGAUUCAUAAGAGAAGCCAAGCGACUGAAAAAGAAAGCUAGUCGGUGACUCAAAGAGGUCCUUGCUCGCCCUCUUCAUGUUUCUCUUUUCUCAUUCAUUUUGUCAUCGUUCUCCCUUCAAUCUCAUGCCUUUACCUUUCUUUUUUUUUUACAUCCGCCAUUUGCACAUUCAAGAAGUGACGUGUAGCCGAAAGGACUUCCCGUCCAUUGGUUGCAAUUGCUGACAUAUCUCCGUGGCCCUCCAACCUCGAGUCAUCUCGGCCUAGCCAAUCCCGUCUGGGACCUUGGACGGAAGAAAGUAUAUAAAACUUCCACCCCGGUGCCAUGGAAUACUUUGAUUUUGACCAAGCGGCCCGCGAUAUCGAUACGGCUUCCAACUGUCCGGAGAUCGACCACCAGGAUUUUGAUGCUUUGAUGAAUGAUGAUAACGUCGUUGUCUCUGCCACCGAUGCCCUAAACGACGUUGCUGAGGGUGAAAAAGGAUGGGAGCCUUCGUUUAAGUUAGGCGGACCUUGGCCCAUGUAUCGAGCUCCAGAACCGUGUUUCUUCUGUCGUUCUAUGGGCUUGGACUGCUUUGUGGCUCAGAGAGGUGUGUUGCAGAACGGGUGCACCUGUUGCAUUGCGCUAUAUCGACAGUGCAGCUUUACCAACGCCGAGCCGCAGCAAAAGUGCUUGGAGACAUUACACGUGGUGGGAGAGGACUCUUAUGUUCCAACCGGAAGCUUAACAGGGAAGAGAGCUUUGAAAUCAUAUCGUGGACCAUCUACAGGCACAUUACUCGAAGAGCCAGAGCAAAGGGGGAGAAAAAUUGGUGCCAGAUUCCCAAAGGAAGCCGUCCGGGUGCUAAAGUCGUGGCUAUCGGAACACACCGCUCAUCCGUACCCAACGGAUGAAGAAAAAGACGCCCUGAAAGCGAAAACUGGUCUGAGACGAAGCCAAAUCAGCAAUUGGCUUGCGAAUGCUCGUCGCCGCGGGAAAGUCCGACCUUUCCCACGUCAUCCUUCUCCUCACGCUACUGGCGUUCCAAUUCCGGGUAAGGAGCUUCCUCCUGGCGUUGAUUUCGCAGACCUGAACCCUUUGGAGCGAUGGAAGCAUUCUCCACCUGAAAACGAAGCUGCUUCAGCCCGUGAUAUUAUCCAAGCCAUGGCUACUGCUCCCUUCCAUCCCAACGGGUCGAAUGACAGCUCGGGCCCUGUGCGAUCAAAUUCCCGAAGAACUGGAUCCAGCAAUGGUGAUUCAAGCUUUUCCAACGUCCUACCUGCGGGAUCUUUGAGCAGCUAUAGUUUGGAUACGACUCAAUCUAGUGUUUCCGAUAUGUCUUUUGCUUCUGUUUUCUCUCAUCGCUCAUCACGUGCCUCUUUCGGCUCGAUGGAUACGAGAGAACGCCGACGCCGCCGGCACAAAUCCGCAAUUGGCCAAAACCCUUUCCAGAAAUCUCGCGCCGCGCGCAUAUACCAGUGCACCUUUUGCACUGAUUCUUUCGCUACGAAGUAUGACUGGCAACGCCAUGAGAAAUCUUUGCAUCUUGCCCUGGACAAAUGGACCUGUGCACCCCAAGGUGGGGUGAUAUUGGAAAAUGGCGAAUCCGUAUGUGCAUUCUGCCGAUACCUGAACCCAGACGAAACUCAUUUAGAGUCGCACAAUUAUACCACUUGUCAAGAGAAGUCUAUACAGGAGCGAACAUUUUACCGCAAGGACCACCUUAACCAGCACCUGCGCCUCAUGCAUAAUGUAAAGCUCGGGUCUUGGAUGGACCAGUGGAAGAGUGCUACAACUGAGGUUAAGUCUCGUUGUGGCUUCUGCUCGGCUACCUUUACCACGUGGAAAGAUCGCGUUGACCAUCUUGCGGCGCAUUUCAAAGCUGGAGCGGAAAUGCGACAAUGGAAAGGGGACUGGGGCUUCGAAUCUUGUAUCCAGCGUUGCGUCGAGAACUCCAUGCCCCCCUAUCUUAUUGGUGAGGAACGUAACACUCUCAACCCAUGGGUCGCCCAAGUACCCAGUCUAUCUGCUGCAAAGAAGCCCAAUGCGUCCACUGCAGGAACCUCCGCGGCACAGAUUCCUGUUCCGACUGAUGCUAGUUGUUUCAAGCGAUUGGAAGUCGAACUCUCGGCAUAUAUUGGCCGCCUGGCAGCUCAAGGUACCGUGCCAACCGACGCAAUGAUACAGGCAGAAGCGCGUAAUACCAUAUAUGGGAGUGAUGACCCAUGGAAUCAGACUUGUGCUGAUAACCCGACGUGGCUGGCUCUUCUGAAGCGUGAUACUGGCAUCUAUGAUCUACCGGGAACCCAAAACAUUCAACUAGAUGACUUAGGCAUGCAACCACCCUUCGCUGCAAACGGAGGUCUUCGUCAGGCCCCGAAACACUCUUUGAGAACUACUCCGCCUUGCAGCGGUUCUUCAGGGUUCCAGAGCCCAGCAUUACCCAGCUCAGGAUUCCAUUCUUCUGGACCUAGCCAUAGAGGCAGCCAUGCAGGCAGCUUGGCUGGCAGUGUUGAUUUCUCAGCUGGAGGCCUCGGUCAAGGGAGCUUGGGAGGUUUGCCAAGUUCCACACUGGGUGGCACUCUUUCUUCCUCGGCACCAGUCUCCAUGGACAAUGACCCUUUCAUACAAAUGGGUUUCGAUGCAGACUUUCUUCAGCGUCUAGAUGAUGAUUAUGAAGACAUCGGUCAUGAUUUGGAUGAUCUACACGUCGAAAAGUUUGGGCUGGGGGAUUCGGCUGGUUUUCAUGAUCUUGGUUUUAAUGAUACGACUUUCAACAUGACUGCGACCUCCGCACCGGACCAGAAUCCACUUGCAUCUAAAUUACCAACCUCUAUGUCGUAUGAAGCACGAUAUCAGAAUGUAUUCGAUCACUCGGUAGCGUUUUCUGAGCCUAGGGCAUCGGAGUUCCGGGACUUUGGGCGCUAAA